UUCUCCAGACUUACCUACAAGCAUUGAGGACUUGAAAAUUAAAGUUAAAGCUGCCUGGUAUUUGAUUCCACCUAAAUGUUAUCACAAGUUAUCUAAUAGUAUGAUUAGACAAGUAAAAGCAUGUUAUAGUGCUGAUGGUGGGCCAAUUGAUUUCUGA
Messenger RNA from Cetraspora pellucida, 157 nucleotides. Lineage: Eukaryota; Fungi; Glomeromycota; Glomeromycetes; Diversisporales; Gigasporaceae. The record is from the annotation of a GenBank genome assembly.